GGGACCACGACGGCUCUUGGUGCAGAGGCUGAGUGCAGGACAGGCCCCGGGGGUGCCGAGGGGCUCUGAUGGCCUGAUCGCGGCUGGCUGAAGAUGUGUCAAGUGGGCCACCGCGAUCCUGGCAGCCACCAGAGGGUCCUCAUGAAAACAGGCCUCAUCCUCCUCAUCGUCGGGCACCUCAACUUCAUCACCGGAGCCCUCGUCCACGGCAUUGUGCUCCGCUUCGUGGUCAGCCUGCAGGAUGCAGUCUCCCUGCAGUAUGCUGUCUCGAACACCGCCUCGGCCAUCUCUGCUCUGCUGAAAUGGGUGGUUCUGGCCCUGAGCGCCAGCAGCAGCCUGGGCUCGCUGUCCUGCCUGCCAGGGCUGGCUGUUGCCAUCGGGCUGACGCUGGGCAGCCGGGGCCGGGUGCUGCUGGCGCCCUGUGCCCUCACCGAUGCUGCCCUCACCCCGCUCGCCCGGCAGUGUCCCUUCGAUCCCACCCGUGUCUAUAGCUCCACGCUGUCCCUCUGGUUCAUCUCCCUCAUGCUGGGCUCACUGGAGAUUGUCUUCAGCAUCCGCUGCCUCCUGCUCACCAUCGAGCUCCUCCGCCUCAGCUGCUGCUGCCACAGGGUGCGCCGGCAGAAGGUCUCCUUGCAGACAGCCCCUGCGGACAGCCCCAACCCUGGGCUGUGCCUGGGCUUGCUGAGCCUGGACAGUGUGGAAACCGCCCAGCUGUGA
Oxyura jamaicensis (ruddy duck) is the source of this 717-nucleotide messenger RNA. It is a transcript of the gene TMEM54, whose product is annotated as transmembrane protein 54. The record is from RefSeq and is a predicted model, not a curated record. The coding region runs from base 94 to 717 and encodes 207 amino acids. The transcript has 5 exons. NCBI's taxonomy places the organism in Eukaryota, Metazoa, Chordata, Aves, Anseriformes, Anatidae.